GAGCAGCGGAGUGUGUGUGGGCGGAUGUGGGCUCAGGAGACCAGGACCCAACAUAAACAAGUUUUGGAGACAAACAACCUCAUGACCCUGUGAGGCUGGGUGAGACAAGAAGGGACUCUUGAGACAGACACCCCACAGAGGAGCCAACAGACUCAAAGGACUCCAAGAAGGACGCUCAGACUGAAAACCUCUCAGCCCUGACAAAGGUCAGCCAGCCCCUGAGGACAUCAGCUUCGGCCUCAGGGUCCUAAUGGCAGCAGAACCACUGACAGAGCUGGAGCUGGCCAUCGAGACCGUGGUCACCACCUUCUUCACCUUUGUGAAGCAGGAGCGCCAGAAGGGCAGCCUUAACACCACUGAGUUUAAGGAGCUGGUUACCCAGCAGUUGCCCCAUCUGCUCAAGGAUGUGGGCUCCCUUUAUGAGAAGAUGAAGAGCUUGGAUAUAAAUCAGGACUCGGAGCUCAAGUUCAAUGAGUACUGGAAACUGAUUGGGGAGCUGGCCAAGGACAUGAAGAAGAAGAAGGGCCGGAAGAAGUAAAGCCACCUGGCUGGGGUGGGGGUGGGCAGAGCAGGACUGUUCAGGGCCGAGCAGAACCACACUCUCCCCAAAUAAAGCUUCCUCUGUGAAACA
Cebus imitator (Panamanian white-faced capuchin) is the source of this 631-nucleotide messenger RNA. Its product is annotated as protein S100-A13-like. The coding region runs from base 251 to 538 and encodes 95 amino acids. The record is from RefSeq and is a predicted model, not a curated record. Gene Ontology annotation, cellular component: perinuclear region of cytoplasm. Lineage: Eukaryota; Metazoa; Chordata; Mammalia; Primates; Cebidae. The transcript has a single exon. Gene Ontology annotation, molecular function: RAGE receptor binding. Gene Ontology annotation, biological process: positive regulation of canonical NF-kappaB signal transduction; positive regulation of cell population proliferation.